CACCGCGGGUGUAGCGGGCGGGGCUUCGCUUCCGCUUCCGCUCGGCGGCUCCGACGGCGCCGCAGCAGCCACGAUGCUCAUCAAAGUCAAGACGCUGACGGGGAAGGAGAUCGAGAUCGACAUCGAGCCCACGGACAAGGUGGAGCGGAUCAAAGAGCGCGUGGAGGAGAAGGAGGGGAUCCCCCCUCAGCAGCAGCGGCUGAUCUACAGCGGCAAGCAGAUGAACGAUGAGAAGACGGCGGCCGACUACAAAAUCCAGGGGGGCUCCGUCCUCCAUCUUGUGCUGGCCCUGCGGGGGGGCGUGGCCAGGCUCUGAGUGGGCGUGGCCAGGCUCAGACCACACCCCCCUAUCCCUUUAAGCCACGCCCACUCGCAUUACCCCCAUCCCUGAGGUCAUUUCCUGUUUGUGAAUCCGUUAUUAUUUAAUAAAGGUUGGCCGAUGACGUCAGCAGCGCGUUUGUGACGUCAUGGGCGUGUCGGUGAUGUCA
Messenger RNA from Melospiza melodia melodia, 488 nucleotides. It is a transcript of the gene NEDD8, whose product is annotated as NEDD8 ubiquitin like modifier. Gene Ontology annotation, molecular function: protein tag activity; ubiquitin protein ligase binding. NCBI's taxonomy places the organism in Eukaryota, Metazoa, Chordata, Aves, Passeriformes, Passerellidae. Gene Ontology annotation, biological process: regulation of proteolysis; modification-dependent protein catabolic process; protein neddylation. Bases 74 to 316 code for a protein of 80 amino acids. The transcript is spliced from 4 exons. Gene Ontology annotation, cellular component: nucleus; cytoplasm. The record is from RefSeq and is a predicted model, not a curated record.